AACCGAGGGGCUCCGGGAGGCACCGGGGGACACCAGGGGAGGGACCGAGGGGGCACCGUGGAGGGAUGGGGCGGCGGGUGGCCGCGCUGUGGCUGUCCCUGUGGCUGUCCCUGUCCCUCUGCCCGUCCUCGGCGGGGCUGCGGCUCACGCUGCUGCACACCAACGACGUCCACGCGCGGGUGGAGGCGCGGGGCUGCGCGGGGGGCCCGCGGGGCUGCGCGGAGGGCGGCGUGGCGCGGCGGGCGGCGCGGGUGGCGGCCGAGCGGGCGGCGAGGGGAGGAGGAGGCGCGGUGCUGCUGCUGGACGCCGGGGACCAGUACCAGGGCACCGUGUGGUUCUCCCGCUACAAGGGCCGGGAGGCCGUCCACUUCAUGAACCUGCUGCGCUACGACGCCAUGGCUUUGGGCAACCACGAGUUUGAUGAAGGUGUGAGUGGAUUAUUGGAUCCUCUGCUUCGAAAUGCUAAUUUUACAAUCCUGAGCGCAAACAUUAAGGGAAACACCCCAUUAGGAAAUGAAAUGAUGAAAUAUGUUUAUCCUUAUAAAAUAAUACAUAUUGGCUCUGAAAAAAUAGGCAUCGUUGGCUAUACAACAAAGGAAACUUCAUUUCUUUCACAGCCAGGUAAUGACAUAAUCUUUGAAGAUGAAAUUGAAGCAUUACAAAUACAAGUGAACAAACUUACUGCGAUGGGAGUGAACAAAAUUAUUGCACUAGGACACUCUGGUUUUACUGUGGACAAAGAUAUCGCCCAAAAAGUGAAAGGAGUGGAUGUUGUAGUCGGAGGACAUACAAACACAUUUCUCUAUACAGGCACCCCACCCUCUACUGAACAGCCAGAAGGCCCGUAUCCAUUCAUGGUUGACUCAGACGAUGGGAGGAAGGUGCCAGUCGUACAAGCUUACGCUUACGGAAAAUAUCUCGGUUACUUAAAUGUGACAUUUGACGAGAAAGGAAAUGUGGUCGAAGCAGUUGGAAACCCUAUUCUUCUGGACAACAGUGUUCCCGAAGAUGAGCACAUUAAAGAAGAAGUGGAAAAAUGGAGGAAAAACCUGGGGAAUUACUCUCAGGAGAUUGGAAAAACUAGUGUUUACCUGAACGGUACGAGCGAAGCCUGUCGCUUCCAAGAAUGCAACAUGGGAAACCUGCUCUGUGAUGCUGUGCUUUAUGAGAACAUCAGACAUCCAGAUAGGAAGUCGUGGAACCAUGUUUCGAUGUGCAUCCUGAAUGGAGGUGGGAUACGGUCGUCCAUUGAUGAACAGAGAGCAAAUGGCAGCAUUACUAUGGAAGAUUUGCUCUCUGUUUUGCCAUUUGGAGGUCGUUUCGAUUUGGUAAAGCUGAAAGGCUCCACCCUGAAGGAAGCUUUUGAGCACAGCGUGCACAGGUACGGAAAAGGAACAGGAGAGCUGCUGCAGGUUGGAGGCAUCCAUGUAGUCUAUGAUCUCUCCAGAGACCCAGGAAACAGAGUUAUUAGCAUAGAAGUGCUCUGCACAGCCUGCAGAGUCCCAGCCUACGUCCCACUGCAGAUGGAUGAAAUAUACAACGUGACUCUUCCGUCCUACAUGCUCUUUGGUGGAGAUGGCUAUCGCAUGCUGAAAGAGAAACAUCUGGCAUACGAGAAAGGUGAACCUGAUGUAGAAGUUGUUUCCCGUUACCUUGACAGAAUGAAGAGAGUUUACCCAGCAGUUGAAGGUCGAAUAAAGUUUUCUUCAGGAAGUCUCGUCCAAGGAAGUUUUACCCUGAUUUCCAUACUGGUCACUGUAACGUUCUUGCAUACCUGAUUUUUGCUCACUGUUUACAUUUAGAGGAAGAUGGAAGGAUAGAAAUGGUGCUGAGGAAGGGAAAAGAACUGCUCUCUUUUCUCAAACCUUAAAAUGAAUGAAGGUUUUGGUUUCUGCAUGUAGUCAGUAAAUAGCACAAGUGAUUAUCUUCGAUCUGGCAGAGUCAAUGAAGUGAAUGAGUGGGCAGAAUUCACGGCUUACUUUGAAACAGCAGGUACAGACAAACGUGCAUAACCUGCAAUUCAGGUUGAGGUUACAAAAAGCAGAGUAUCAGUCCUCCAUCACAAAGCAACCACUAACCAAAAUGGGAUAUUCUUAAUUCGUCAAAUUAUUUUAGCUGUUUCAAUGAGUUGAUUAAGAAUCUGAUACCAAUAAUGUAAACAAGCUUCUAAAACCAGACGUAUUAUAGGUGUAUAUGCCUCCCGUUAAUCUCCACUCAGGGUAUAAGGUUUCAAACUAAUAAUUCCAGCUGCUUCCAGUUACCUUACCUACACCGAUGCCUGAAAGAGCUGGAUUAAACUCACUGUCAUGAAAAGCACUGAUCCAUUUCUGUGCAAUUCAAAGUUUUUGCAUUUUACUUUUUAAGACUGAGCAGCCCCUUUUGUAUUUCCCAUUAAUAAAGAGCACAAGAAAAGUUUGAUUUGAUUUUGAUAAAUGUUGACAAAACAAGUAUGUAAGUUCAGCAUUUAAUAUGGCCAGUUUGGGGACCGUAGCUAGAGUAAGAUGACAGUAUUUAAGAUUGUUUUACAUAAAGAUGCUCAAAUUUACACCUUAUUCCAAAGACCAAAGCACAGGACUCCUGAGCAUUACCCCGUAUCAGCAACGUUCACAGAGAAUGUCAGAUACCCACAUUGAUUCCUGCAGCACUACGGCGUCCUUUAAAAGCUGGCCAGUAAUGAGGCUUUUUACAGCAUAACCUGGCUUUAUCAUAAUUGAGAUCAUAAUUCAAAAGCCUAUUUCCUACAUGGGGAGGCUAAGCUUAAAAAAUACACAGUUGUAAGAGGCAGGCUAAUAAGCAUAAAGUCAGAAGUAGGAUGAAAUGCUAAGUCUACAUUUCUGACCUUUUAUCAAGGACUGAUUGCUUAUAAGUGACUAUUAAAAAAAUAGCAUUGUUUAAGAUAAUUUCCAUUCAGAAUUUUGGCAUCAACAGACCUCCCUAUUGUUUAUUGCUGUAUUAAAUCGAUGUGCAUAAUUUUGAAUAAAUCUACUUUGAUUGUCUGGAAAGCAAAUUACACUUUUUUCAAGAGUCAAGCUACUCACUUAAAUUCAGUGCACCUGUAGAUUACAUGGAGGAGUUGCAUAAUAUGAAGAUAAACUUCAGUAUGUUUAAAUUUCAAGACAUCAUUAGUUUGCACAUAAAUUCAAGGGUUGUGCAUGAAAAGAUAUGGACUACACAGUUGCAUUAAAUAAGCUGCGCUAGAACAGGGAGACAAAUAGCAGCUGACCUUGACACAGCACCAGUUCUAAUGUGGCACUGAUGAUUUGUCAAAUCUAGCUCCUAAAGUUAUCAAUUUACAGAAUGGUCUUCCCUAAAUCAGCUUAAAACCAGUAACAGAGACUACAUUUAUAGACUGAGCUGUACCUGCACUUUUUUUUUUUUUUUUUUAAAAAAGUAAAACAAAAAGUUACAACUCCUCCUUCGGUAUACCCAGAAGGAAAUAACACCUCUACCUUUCAGCAAAUAGAAUGAAAAAGUGUACAAAAGCAGUAUAGACAGUUCAUGCACAUUGUAUAGACAAAGAACACUAAUACUGCAUUAGAUAAGUUUGGCUUGUUUGAAAAAAAAAAAUAGGGAGUGUCUGAAAAGAAGAAUCUCAAGGAAUGUCUAUUAACAUAUUUCCGUGGUGUUCUGUGAGCAAGGCUUCUUAAAAAUCUACAUGUAAGUACUUUUUAAAGUGUCUUUUAUAAAGGCUGAGCCGGCCAAUUAAGGUUUACAGGAAAUAUCUUCCACACGUUUUUGUGCUAAUAAAGGUUUAGAAAACACUAA
Molecule: messenger RNA, 3765 nt
Organism: Oxyura jamaicensis (ruddy duck)
Lineage: Eukaryota; Metazoa; Chordata; Aves; Anseriformes; Anatidae
Gene: NT5E
Product: 5'-nucleotidase ecto
Exons: 9
Coding region: 66-1778 (570 amino acids)
Biological process (GO): AMP catabolic process
Cellular component (GO): plasma membrane
Molecular function (GO): nucleotide binding; 5'-nucleotidase activity; metal ion binding
Source: RefSeq, a predicted model, not a curated record